AUGAGUGUGCGAUUUAGCUUCAACGACCCGAUUUUCCGUCGACUGAUGGUGAAAAUUGAAGAGGGAUUCCAAUUAUUCGGUGGCAUCGUCUUCCUAAAUUACUUCCCAUUUUUGCGCUAUUUCCCACACUUCCGCAAGGAAAUCACGAAGAUCGACGAGAACAAAAAGCAGACACACGACUUUUUCCAGAAGAUCAUCGACGAGCACAGACGUACCUUCUCUGAGACCAAAACGAGAGAUGUACUCGAUUGUUACUUGAUGGAGAUCAGACGAGCCGAACUCAGUGGCACAAGUGAAAAUCUAUUUCAAGAAGUAGCUAAAUCUGUGCAAGCUGAAUUGGAUGCAGUUGUAGGUCGUAAACGAUUACCUACCUUCGAUGACCUCCCAUAUUUACCGAUAACUGAAGCCACUAUUUUGGAAGUAUUGCGCAAAUCGAGCGUCGUGCCAUUAGGGAACUCGCAUGCGACCAUGGU
Messenger RNA from Ilex paraguariensis (yerba mate), 473 nucleotides. Lineage: Eukaryota; Viridiplantae; Streptophyta; Magnoliopsida; Aquifoliales; Aquifoliaceae. The record is from the annotation of a GenBank genome assembly.